AAAAACAAAAAAAAACCAUAUUUUUCCGAUUUAUUUUUGUUUUCUUUGUCUCCUUGUCCACUCAACCAGCGCUUUCAAACCCCAACACCCCCCUCCUGUGAAAAACGACAGCCCCAGCGAGAAAGAAACCGAGUCGUACGAUAUCUGGUCCUCUCUGAUGUGAAAUAGUUACAAAGGAAGAAGUGAAAGGGAUUCAAUUGGAUUUGGUCCUGCAGCAGCAGCAGCAGCAGCAGCAGCUUCUUUAUUUGGCUUUCCUUUCUUUCCAGGAUAUUAAAGCAGCUCUCUCACCCCAGUUGUGGCCUCCUUCUAAGACCCACUUUCAAAUCCUUCCCCAUUUUCUUUUUUACUUUCAAUUAUUGACUCAUAAUAUUUACACAUUUUCUUUCUGGUCUUACUCUGAUCCCGAGUGAAGCUCUUUUCCUUUUUCCCUUUAUUUUUUUUCUCUUUCUCUUUGGACCCGUUUGCAAAUCCACGCAUGUUCUUUGCUACCAAACCCCAAAUGUGAGUUUUGGGCGGGCUCUGUUUUUUGUUCUUCUUCUACUUCAUCUCUUAUUUUAUUCUGAAUUGGGGUCCAAUUCCAAUUCCAAUCCUAAUCUGAGCCUGAGGCGAAUGUUCUAUUUUGCGUUGAAUUGUCGGAUUUACCCUUGAAAAAUUGUCGCCAUCUUGGGUGUUAUCGUAAUUUGGUGAUAUACCGUUCCGGACAAAGAUCAUUUGCUUGUUGCAAAGAGGAAGCUUGGGUAAAACGGUGAGAAAUGUUUACAUGCAUAGCAUGUACGAAGCAACCGGAAGACGACGGAGGAGAGCGUGGGAGUGGCACCCCAAGUACAAAAGAAGCCGUCAAAAGCCUGACCACGCAGAUCAAGGAUAUGGCAUUGAAAUUCUCCGGUGCGUACAAGCAAUGCAAACCAUGCACAGGAUCAAGCAGUAGCUUCAAGAAAGGGCAAAGGAGACCUUACCCUGAUUUUGAUACUGCUUCUGAAGGGGUUCCAUACCCUUAUGCUGCAAGCUCAAGUUCUACACCUGCUUGGGACUUCACCUCUAAUCAUCAACUUGGUGCAAGAUCAGACUCGAGAUUCACUCGACCAUAUGGCGGUGGUGGUGAUCCGACUCGAGAUUCAACGUGUGAGGUUGUGUUAGAGGAUGAGGAUGAGCCCAAGGAGUGGAUGGCACAGGUCGAACCAGGAGUGCACAUCACCUUUGUGUCGCUUCCUAAUGGGGGAAAUGAUCUUAAACGAAUUCGCUUCAGCCGAGAGAUGUUUAACAAAUGGCAAGCUCAGCGAUGGUGGGGUGAGAAUUAUGACCGCAUAAUGGAGCUCUACAAUGUCCAGAGAUUCAACCGGCAAGCUCUUCACACUCCACCAAGGUCUGAAGAUGAGCCACCAAGAGAAUCCUUUUACUCGAGGAUGGACUCUGCUAGAGAAAGCCCUAUGGUUCCAACAAACUGGACACCACGGCACCACUACAAACCCUCUGGAGCUGGAAGCGGAGGAUACUUCCCAUCUGAUGGUCAUCAGUAUAAUGCAGGUGGAUCUAUUGAUGCAUCGCGAACGACAACCUCAUCUAGAGAUGAAGCUUCCGUCUCUAUUAGCAAUGCUAGUGAGGUGGAGUCCGAAUGGGUUGAACAAGAUGAACCUGGGGUCUAUAUAACCAUUCGACAGCUAGCCGAUGGCACUAGGGAGCUCCGGCGUGUUAGGUUCAGUCGCGAAAGGUUUGGGGAGAGGAAUGCGAAGACAUGGUGGGAAGAAAACCGAGAGAGAAUACAAGCUCAAUACCUUUAAAUUUUAACUUUACACAACCAACAUUUCCGGUAGGGAUGAAAUGAAAGACUACUACUUCAAGGCGCACCUGGAUGUCUCAAAGAACUUGGAAAAUGGAACUUUGCAAUAGAGUCUCCGCAAGAAAUUGGUCUUGCCACCAGUGAGACUUAUGAUGGUCAGAAAUUAAAUUCACAUUGUAUGAUGAUGAUUAUGAUGAUCUAACUAAUAUGUUCUUUCUUACUACCAUUCUCAUGAGGUGGGAGUUCGUUUUCCUUGACGGCUCAUUUACAUGGGAUAUCCAGAAGUGUCCAGUUUUGCCUUUGUUGUUGUCUGUCAUUACUAUUAUAACUAUCAGGCCAGAAGGAGGGGAACGAGUUACUGAAAAAUUUUGGGUGUUGUUUUCCCCUUCACGGCUUGUAGUGUUUGGAAAUUAUGGGGAUCAUGUGGCGGUGGCUCUCAUUUGGAGCUUAACAAGUUUGUUCUUUGUAAUACAGUUUAUAUACAUUUGAGAAAUUGAAUUGAUUUGCAAUUACAUGAAAGGGGAAGUUUAUAGUA
Molecule: messenger RNA, 2312 nt
Organism: Rosa rugosa (rugosa rose)
Lineage: Eukaryota; Viridiplantae; Streptophyta; Magnoliopsida; Rosales; Rosaceae
Product: protein BREVIS RADIX
Exons: 6
Coding region: 753-1778 (341 amino acids)
Source: RefSeq, a predicted model, not a curated record